Messenger RNA from Ornithodoros turicata, 1403 nucleotides. RefSeq names its product alpha-tubulin N-acetyltransferase 1-like. Bases 192 to 1214 code for a protein of 340 amino acids. Gene Ontology annotation, cellular component: microtubule. Gene Ontology annotation, molecular function: tubulin N-acetyltransferase activity. Gene Ontology annotation, biological process: alpha-tubulin acetylation. The transcript is spliced from 10 exons. The record is from RefSeq and is a predicted model, not a curated record. NCBI's taxonomy places the organism in Eukaryota, Metazoa, Arthropoda, Arachnida, Ixodida, Argasidae.
CACGGGAAUACACCAGCAGGAUGAAUAUGUCAAACACACCGCGGUCCUUUUUCUGCUUCACCUGCGCGUGCGUAGAAUGUAGGUAAAGCGCAGGUCCGCCCCCGCGACCCGCUUCUAGGGGAAGCUGGGCUCUUUUAAAUGCAGUGCGUAAUUGCAGCUGAGAAUGUGUUGAAUUCUUCAAAUGCACGAAAAUGGAAUUUCCCUUCGAUGUCGCCGACAUCCUUCCGUUUAAAGUGAAUGUUGUUGAAAGUGACUUCGUUGUGAAAGAUGCAGCUACGGUGCAGCCUUUGAAAUUGCAAGAGGACGAGAGCUUUCGAUCGAGUAGCUUGUGUUUUAGAGACCGUGUAGAUUUCCUAAUCCUUCCGGACUCCCUCAGCAGCAACCUGGAAAAACUGGGCCACGUGAUAAAUGUUUUCGGAGAGCGCUCUGCAGCGGCCCAGUAUCUACCAGCACCUAUCACUUCUGCAGAGAAAUUGGCGAAUUCUCGUCACAGGCUGUACAUACUUGUCAACCAUGAUGAAAGCGGGAAAAGCAUUGUGGUAGGGAUACUCAAAGUAGGACACAAAGAAUUGUUCUUGUCCUCGGGCGAAGAAGGGUCCUCACCUCGCUGCCUCACUCCCUUGUGUGUGCUCGACUUUUACGUGAACGAGCAGCAGCAACGGUGUGGCCAUGGACGCUUCCUCUUCGAUGCAAUGUUGCAAGCGGAAGGAGGCAUGCAUGCCGCAAAGCUUGCCAUCGACCAGCCCUCCCCCAAGCUAAUAUCUUUCCUCGAGAAGCACUUCGCUCUACGGGAUGCACUCCCACAGAGUAACAAGUUCCUGGUCUUCAGGACGUUUUUCACCCUCUGUCCAGAACCACAGAGGACACAGGACUACUCAACUGGUGCAAAGAUCAGGUCCAGAGACAAGGAACGUCAAACACCAAGGUGCAAUAGGACUCAUUCAUUGGACUCCUCAUCAGUUGGCAGCUGUUUGGCCUGGUGGAGCUCCGAAUGUGGCUGGGAGCAGGCGCACACACCAAAAUCAAAAGUCUGUCACUCUCACUGGACUACAUCACAGUCUCCUGUCUCCAGGAUAGAGUACAGGUACAGGCUUAGCGGGCACACUCACGACUGCUCGUCCAUGUGGAAUGUCUUUGGCUUGGAACCUCCCGGUGAUCGUCGUGCAUCCUACCCCAGCCGCUCAAACGCCCCUACAGCCUCUCUUCGAGAUUGAGUCUCACUUUAUGUCACACCUCUCACUUACCUUAUUGUUUCAUUUUUUUUAAUUACAUUUUUACAGAUAUUACUAAUAUAUUCAUGUUGCCCUAACCACAGAGAUUAGAAGCAUUUAAAUUGUGCUUUUUGAUGCGAGCAUCUAAAGGAUGAGUGCUUUUUUGCACAAAUAAAUGGUUAGAAACAUUUA